Orbicella faveolata is the source of this 2686-nucleotide messenger RNA. RefSeq names its product autophagy protein 12-like. Gene Ontology annotation, biological process: autophagosome maturation; autophagy of mitochondrion; piecemeal microautophagy of the nucleus. Lineage: Eukaryota; Metazoa; Cnidaria; Anthozoa; Scleractinia; Merulinidae. The record is from RefSeq and is a predicted model, not a curated record. Gene Ontology annotation, cellular component: Atg12-Atg5-Atg16 complex; autophagosome membrane; cytoplasm. Gene Ontology annotation, molecular function: Atg8-family ligase activity.
GAUAUUUUGAGUAGAUACGUGGUGUAACGGCAGUAGUUUGCUAUAAACUAUAUGAUUGUUACACCACCUAGUUAUUGGCAAAAGCUCGCUGCAAUAUGGCGGAUGCCGGAGGAAGAGACGUCCAAGAAGAGAAUGGCGGUGAUAUGGCCGAAGGGCAACGAAAAAUGUCUGAACCAGCCCUACCUCUAAACAAUCAUCAAGCACAGAAAAGUGAAGCGUCGAAGAAAUCAUUGAAAAAGAAAGUGGAAGUGUUGCUUAAAGCUGCUGGAGAUGCCCCUAUUAUGGUGAAGAAGAAAUGGGUGGUGGAUGGAUCAAAACAAGUGGCAUAUAUUAUAGAAUUUAUUAGGAAGUACAUCAAAUGUGAGCCACAAGACUCAUUGUUUGUUUAUGUAGGUCAGUGUUUUGCACCAACUCCUGAUCAGACAUUACAGAACUUAUAUGAUUGCUUUGGAGCUGAUGGAAAGUUAGUUCUUCAUUACUGUAAGACACAAGCAUGGGGAUGACAGAAAGUGUAUAUAAAGUAAAACUUCUAAUUGUUUAACAAUCAUAACAUUUUUAAUAUACUUGUAUUAAAUAAUGCUCAUUGUUCUCUAGUUAUGAAUUUCAACACUUGAGCUCUGAAAACUGUGACAGCAAGGAAAUGUCAUUUCAUAACUGUAGGCUUCUUUAGUGAAGUAAAGUAUACGGUAAAAUUUUAUAAGUAAUGUUUAGGUGAUCGUUUAGGUGAUGGACCGUCACAAUAAAGUAAAACUCCACCCUAUAACUAACCUGCAGUGCAGGCAUAUUUUGGGCAUGCGAUUGCACAUUUUCUUAUUAGGCCACCAUCUUGGAUUUUGUAACUGUGGAGGAUAGGGGCAAGGGAAAAUUUGCCCCAACCCUCUACUGGUCAAAGCAUCCAAUAACAAUCCAAGAUAGCAGCAUUGAAAACCUGGUUUAUCUAGCGUUCUGUUCCAAAAUAAUCCCUGCACUUCAGGCUUGUUCCACUACCCGACUACCACCUGCCGACAAGAUUGUGGUUGUCAGGUUGAUGUGGUUAAAUCUCCCCCUCCUACAAUACGAUAAUAAGGUGAAUGUCAAACGAUCUGUCAAAAUAACAGAGUUUUAAAUGUCAUUCAUCUUCUGUCUCUCUCACCCGGGGAUUUGGCUGAGGGCAGGAGAUGACCGACAUUUCAGGCUAGAGAAAUGUAAGUGGUGACAGUUUUUGUGUAAAAUGAAUAACAUGUAAAUAUUUUCAGUUGGUGUUUUGAAGUGAAGUGUAAUCAUUGUCUAUCAAAAUUGUCACAUGUAAUAGUAAGGAGACAACUAUAAUAGGCAGCUGCGUAGGUUGUUAUUUUCUAGAGAAGUUCCUGAACUGUGAAAAUGAUCACAUGGCUUCCUACUUUCAAAAAUGAGAAUUCUCUGGUAAUAGCAUUGCAUAGUAUCAAAAUUAUGACUUUUGUAAAGUUCAGUUGAAUGUCCUGCUGAAAUUUAUGAAUCUAUGACUUACUGCACCUUUUAAUAAGAUGCAAACUUUGUUCAAUUUUGCUGCCAUCGAUCAUCUUAGCAGACCUCCCAGGAAACAGAUGUUUACUUCAAGGGGUUUAAAAGGUCACAUCUGUGGGUUAUGAUUGGUAGAUCUUGAUCCAUUUUGUUUGUUUUUUCAAAGUUCAUUGGUUGUCAUUGUAAUGAUGAUUGACUGUGGCCAAAAGUGCAACCAUUGUUUUUAGUCAGGUUUUGAACUGCAGAGUUUACAUGGUAAAGGCUCAGUAAGUUAUUUGCAUUACUACUGGCUAUUUACAUAUUUCCUUACUACAUCAUACCUUUGGGGAGAAAAAGUAUACUCUAGUAUUUUAGGGAAUAAAUCGAUGAUGAAUCAAUGCACUUCAAGUGCAGCAGUCAUUUUACCUCUGAAUAGAGUUAUUUCCUGAUUCAGUCCCGGACAAUUCUUGCAUGUUUUUACAGUGUGACUCUACUUGAUUUGGGCCUUUGGAAUAAAACUGACCAAUCAAAAUGGUAACUGAGAAAAAUGAAUGCCGAUCCUUUUUGCAAUCAAGCCAAUAUGUGGAAGCACUACAUUAAAAUUUAAACCAAGGAUUCAAGACAAGGAGAGGUCUGUUAUCCUUGAAUUUAUACACCACUUAUGCCUCUAUGUGGUAUACAUUUUUGUGGCAAAUUAUCACAAAUUAUUACUAAUUUUACUUCAAAAAUUUAGCUGGAAAACUUGCAUUGAGAUGGCCAAACCAAAACUGCUGAAAACUUCUUGAAAGUUAGAAUUUAUUAAAACUAGCCAAUCAGAAAAUGACAGCAUUUCCUGAAUGAUCCGCAACAUCUGCAACUCCGUUGGGUAUCAAUUUCUUUUUGUAGGACAGCAGUUUGCAUUCUGUAACAUCGUAGAACAUGGGUCACCAUCCCUUGUUCUCAAAUCAUGUGAUUUGUUAACUUUGUUCCAACUGGUCUAGCCUGCAUGGCUGGCAUUCAAAGGGGAGAGAGAGGGGGAAACUUGAAGUCUGUGAAGCACGAUCGGGUUUCUCUCCCCUUCUGAAUACCUACCACGCAGGCUACAUUACUGGUCCAGCUCAAGCAGUCACACUAUAAUGACUAACUGUGGUCUGAAAUGAAACAAUAAACGUGUUAGUACAUUAGCCAUUAGCAACACGAUUUAUAAAGUAUUUUAUGAAAAGAAAAUCUAAUAAAAUCGAAGAUUGGA